Molecule: messenger RNA, 2530 nt
Organism: Musa acuminata AAA Group (dessert banana)
Lineage: Eukaryota; Viridiplantae; Streptophyta; Magnoliopsida; Zingiberales; Musaceae
Exons: 2
Coding region: 1174-2340 (388 amino acids)
Source: RefSeq, a predicted model, not a curated record
CUCCACUGCUUUAGCUGCCUUGAUCUCGCUAACCGUGGCGUUUAAUCUUUCAUCCAUCUUAGUAGCUUCCGCUUUGUCUUGUUCUGCUAUUUCCUUGGCCUUCCUUAGCUCCUUUCGUGCCAUUUGAGCUUCUAAUUUAGCUUGCUUCGCUUCCUUGGCUGCUUGUUCUAACGUCUUCAGCUCCACCGUCUUUUCCUCUACCUUCUUCUCCAUUAUGUUGAGUUCAGCUGCGAGAGAUGAGGCCGAUGAAGAUGCGAUACCUUCCCUCUGUUUCAUGGUGGUGAGGGAUGUUCUCUCCAUUUCUACCUCGGACUUGAGCGAAGAAACUGCAGCUCUCAGGCUGACACUAACAAGAACAUGCAGGGAAGUGAGAUGAAGGUAAAGACGGAAAACUUACAUGAACUUUCUCCCUCCUCUCUCUUUUAAUCCAAUGUGCAUGGUGAGGAGAGUUCAAAUAGGAGGGAGAAGAGGUGGAAGACCACUUUUUCCAAAACUCUCACUGCCUUUGGACCAUCAAUAUUUUGGUCUCUCUGCUGGCUUGUAAGCCUGUCUUUUCCUUUAAUACAAUGAUCUUGAUGAGUUCGAUUGUCCAUAUCCUUUUAAUGGGUUGAUGAUGACUCUGCCACCUCACAGCACUUCAUUGACACCUUGUUUAAUAGUUUGUAUGGGUCAAAAUAUUGAGAAGGGAUCAUAAAUGUGAGUAUAUUUGAAUUAGUUUAUUAUCUGUAUUGCUGUUAUAGGACUCAUUUGAAUGGUGGAACAUCUCUCUUUAUCCUACAUAGAAUGAUCUCUAUGGUCAAUGGCUUAAAAUAAAUAGGUACUCCAAAUGGUGCAAUGCAAUUUCUCUGUAUUAUUUUCACAUUUUAGGCUGAGUAAAGUAUUCCUUAUAAUUACAAUAAGAAAAGAUAAGCUUUUUCUUUUAAUCGCUUAACUAUGUUACAAAUCGAUGCAUAUGUGAAAUGAAUUGAACACUGUAAAUGCUGGGAAGGUAGUGCACACUGCAGUGAAGCAACUCUUUCGAGGUCCCCAAGUCCCUUCCCACUCGGUCUCUACUGUUCUCUUCCUCCCUCUCCCAAUAAGUUGGCCUCCGUAGCUCCCACGGCGAAGAGGAGUUGUAGCCUUCUGCCAUCUCCAAACCAUAAGCCCCCCCAUUAUCUGCGCACUUCUGCUUCCAUGGUGGACGUCGACCGCCACAUGGCGGCCCUGACACCCGCCCACGCCGCCGGCCUCCGCCGCCUCUCCUCCCGCGCUGCCGCUGCUCCCUCCUCCUCCUCCCGUCGCCGCGGCCUCCACUCCCACCGCCCCCUCGCCGAGGAUGUCCUCUCCCACCUCCGCGCGUCUUCCGUCCCCCUCGGCCCGGGACUCUCCGAGCCCGAGCUCGCCCGUCUUGAGGCCGAGCUCUCCCUCUCCUUCCCCCCGGACCUCCGCGCCCUCCUCGCCCUCGCCCUCCCCUCCGCUCCCGGCUUCCCGGACUGGCGCGCCCCCCGCCCCGGUCGCCUCCUACGCCUCCCCCUCGCCGCCGCCGCCCUUCAGGUCGCCCAUGGCGCUCUCUGGCCCCGCUCCUGGGGGCCUCGCCCCGCCGAGCCCGUGCGUGCCCUCCGCUGCGCCCGCGCCGCCCUGCGCCGUGCUCCCUUGCUUCUUCCGCUCUUCCGUCGCUGCUACCUCCCCUGUUACCCCUGCCUUGCUGGGAACCCCAUCUUCUACGUGGACGACACCCGCGUCUUCUCCUGCGCCCUCGACCUGGCCGACUUCUUCCAGCGCCAUUUCGCGGCCCUUCAGGCCUUUCCCCGGAGCCUCGACGCCACCGCCGGAUUCAGCCCCCGCCGAAUAGACUUCUGGAGCGAAGCCGCCUUCGACAGCCACUGCCGAAACUCCUAUUCAUCGUCGUCGUCGUCGUCCUUGUGCACCUCCUCUUCAUCCGCUCCCGAGACGCCUUCCUCGUCCUCGUCAUCACCGCCGCUGGACCGGGAGCGGUUCGUGGAGAUCCCGACGCCAAGACUGACCUGGUUCACGAGCUACCUGGACCGGCUCGGCUCGGUCCUGAGGCAAGGCGGGUGGGGGGAAUCGGACAUCAGUGAGAUGGUCUACAUGUCGUCUACGGGGGCCUUCAACGGCUACCAGGACGCCGCGGUCGACGCGGAGGCGGUUCUCGAUGCGCUGCUCGUGAAGGUGGACGUCUGCUCCGACUCGCUACUUAGAGCUGGCUGGGGCUCCGACGAGUUCCCCGACGCGCUGGGCCUCGACCUCGGGCCGCGAAGAGGGACGGAACGCCACCCACCGGUGAAGGUACCGCCGGCGAUUGCUCUUAAAAUCGAGAAGCUCGCCGAGGCGGUGCGCUGAGCCGUAUAACGAGUUGAGAAUAGAGCACAUUGCAUGGUAAAGUGUAUGUAUAUAUAUAUAUAUAUAUAUACGGAUAUCGGUAAUGUAUGUGAGGUCGUAAGUUUUACGCAAGCAAAUGCUUGAUGUUAUGACCAAAUGUUUAAUAUUGAAGUCAAGACUACCAUUGUGAACCCUUCCAACCUUGAUUUUU